Scheffersomyces amazonensis is the source of this 888-nucleotide messenger RNA. RefSeq lists its product as uncharacterized. The record is from RefSeq and is a predicted model, not a curated record. The transcript has 2 exons. Gene Ontology annotation, molecular function: protein binding. Gene Ontology annotation, cellular component: cytoplasm. Gene Ontology annotation, biological process: GCN2-mediated signaling; regulation of translational initiation. NCBI's taxonomy places the organism in Eukaryota, Fungi, Ascomycota, Pichiomycetes, Serinales, Debaryomycetaceae. The coding region runs from base 1 to 888 and encodes 295 amino acids.
AUGUCACAGGAACUUACCGAAGAGUUGGAGGCUAUAAAUGCCAUAUUCCCUAACUCAUGUAACCCAGUAGUCCCUCAAGUAUAUAAUGUAACUAUACCUAAUCAUGAGCAAUUACAAAUUCAAUUAAGUUUCCCCAUAGAGUAUCCUCAACUAAUGCCAAAUAUAAUUCAAGUAAUUACUCAUCUGUUACACUAUAAUGAUUUGAAAUAUCUAGAGACUCAAUUCACAGAGAUUAUGUUAAGAGUAUUCAAUACUGAUCAAGUGUGUUUAUUUGAAUUUAUCAAUGAAGCUCAAGAGUUUUUGGAUGUGUAUGAUGAGCAGCAUACUGUGGAUGAACCAGUGAGUAGUAGUACUGCCAGUACCACCACUACUACUACUAAUACUACUAAUACUAAUACUAAUACUAAUACUAAUACUAAUACUAAUACCACCACCACCACUACCACUACUACUAAUACUAACACCAACCCUCUAGACGGUUGGAUCGUAUCUCAACCAAUUGUAGAUCGCAAUUCAACCUUUAUAGCAUACACUAGAAGAGUCAAUUCCCUCGAACAAGCUCAACAAUACCUAAACAUUUUAACUUCAGAUAAGAAAAUUAGUCGAGCUACUCAUAAUAUAAGUAGUUGGAGAAUUAAGAAAGAUAAUGGUAUACAAUAUCAAGAUUGUGAUGAUGAUGGAGAAACAGCAGCUGGAAGUCGAUUACUUCAUUUAUUAACGAUGAUGGAUGUUUGGAAUAUAAUCGUAGUAGUAAGUCGAUGGUUCGGAGGUAUCCAUCUUGGACCAGAUCGAUUUAAACAUAUAAAUUCGGCAGCUCGUGAUGCUAUAAUCAAAGCAGGAUUUGAUAAUGAUAAUGAUACUACAAAGAAAUCAAAGAAAAAGAAGUAA